This is a messenger RNA of Puccinia triticina, 1245 nucleotides long. RefSeq lists its product as uncharacterized. The transcript is spliced from 3 exons. Lineage: Eukaryota; Fungi; Basidiomycota; Pucciniomycetes; Pucciniales; Pucciniaceae. The record is from RefSeq and is a predicted model, not a curated record. Gene Ontology annotation, cellular component: RNA polymerase I complex. Bases 1 to 1245 code for a protein of 414 amino acids. Gene Ontology annotation, biological process: DNA-templated transcription initiation.
AUGGGCCAGCCGAAGUCCGCUGCCAGCCGCAAGCCGAUCGACUUCCACCAUCUGACCGCCAGACUCAAGCUGCCCUUGGCGCCGGCCUUUCUGACGGCCCCGAAGUCCAAGACGAGUCUUCAGCUGAAGGAGGAAGACGCGGAUCACCUGGGAUCGGCGACGGGCGAUUCGGAUGAGGACGAGAAGAAGGCGGUCGUAGAGAGCGACAAGCUGGCGAAGGAGUACGGGAACAACGGCGUGCUUGAAGCGCUCAACCAAUCGAUAGCCUCGCUCUUGAUGAACUACAUCCCGUCCCUCGGAUCCGUCCUGGUCUCUUAUAUCCAGCCGCCGAUGUUCAUCGCGACUGACGAGCAGGGCGGAGAGGUUCGCCGGCCGUUGACCAAGACCAGUCGGGUACCCAUACUCACCAUUCCCGGAAACGCCUGGGGCGUCGUGGAUGUCGAGGUGAAGCUUAUGGGCUGGCGGCCGACGAUCGGCCAGAAACUCGUCGGCCGGCCCACCUUCUCCUCGCCCUCCCACCUCUCACUCGUCAUCUAUCGCACCUUCAACGCCUCCAUCAACGAAAAUCAUCUCAAAGCAGCCGGCUUCCAUUACGACAUCAACUUCGAAGUCCCUGCUAACUGGAAAUCGAUCGGCGAUCCUUCUAAUUCACAAUCUGUCCCCAUCGAUCUCUCUCAUGAACACAAAGAUCGCGGAUGCUGGCUCGAUGCAAACGGCGUCGUGGUCGGUGGCGCUGAGGCGACUGUAUCUUUCACAGUCAUGAGCUUGACGAUCGCCAACAAUAUGAUUUCGGUAAUUGGCUCAUUACUAGAUGAUCCAUUCUCGAUCGAAGCACCGAUCCGACCGAGCCAGCCGAGGGGACUCUCUUCGCGGAACCAGCUGAAAGUGCCGCCUUCGAUCCACUCCAGCGCGACGCCCCGCCCGCUCCUCUCCCAUGCACACCCUGCCCAACCCCCACCGCCACUCACCGCAACCAAUCUCAAAGCACUCGACUCCCUCCAGCCAGCUAUCCCUCCUACCCUAGACCCCCCAUCUACCUCCGUCGCCCCCCCUCAGAAACCUAAGAAAACUAAAAGGAAAUCGAGCAAACGUACCGCCGAUGCCCUCGAAGAGAAACUUAUUCUGGCCCCUAAUCCUUCCUCCACCCUUCCCAAUAAUAACUCACACCCUCCUGCCGCUUCUAUUCCUCCUAUUUCCACGACAACUAUUACUCCUUCCCGGAAGAAGAAAUUGAAAACCACUUAA